Naegleria fowleri is the source of this 1812-nucleotide messenger RNA. RefSeq lists its product as uncharacterized. The record is from RefSeq and is a predicted model, not a curated record. Gene Ontology annotation, biological process: endoplasmic reticulum tubular network organization. The transcript has 2 exons. Gene Ontology annotation, cellular component: endoplasmic reticulum tubular network. The coding region runs from base 1 to 1812 and encodes 603 amino acids. NCBI's taxonomy places the organism in Eukaryota, Heterolobosea, Eutetramitea, Acrasida, Naegleriidae.
AUGGUUCUAGGCUUGUUAUAUUCCAUUCUAGGCUUCCAACAGACACAUAGCUUUCAUGAGCAGUUACAAAGUUAUGAUAAGGAAAUUAGGUACUAUCAAACCCGACAGAGAAAAUUCAAUGCAAAGGUCCAUUCAGUUCCGUCCAAGAUCAGCCAAAUUAUAUUGAUGUUAGGAGUUGCUGUUUGUGUUCCAAUCUAUAUGUAUAUACCACCUCCGAAUUUAUAUUAUGUGAUGGUUGGAGUGAUGGCUUUGUUUUUAGCUGUAACCUAUUUCAUUAAGAAAGUGGUCAUGAUCUACUACAGUAGUACAUUAUCAUCUUAUAACUAUGAUAUCGAACAAUUAUUAUUGAAACAAAAAGAAAUUUUAGAGGACUUGAAACAAAAGAAUGAUUAUUAUGCAACUCAUGAUUUAAUACAAAAAUAUGAACGAGCGAUUAAUGUUCUUCAAAAGCAUAUUCAACAUAAAAGGAAAAGAUUGCAAAGCACUAACCACAAAAGAAAUUCGAAAAAGAAAGUAUCGCAUCAAAUCAAAGAUGUUAUAUUGGACGAUGAAGAUGACAUGGAAGUUACUGAGGUUUUAAUUGCAAAUUAUCCUUACUUUUCUUAUGAAGUAUUUAAAAAGUAUGCAAAUACACCUGCUGUAUCUUUAGGAUUUCAGGAGCCAGUUCCGCAUACGGCAAUUGAAGAUUCAUCUCCUAAAGAAAUGAAUACCAUUUGUGUGCAAACAGAAUCUUCACUGGCUCAAGAAUCUCAUAUACAGCAAGAGGAAACAAAGAAAUUGUUAAAAGAGAGUAUGACCAAGCUGUUCACAUUAGUGGCCUCACUUAGUAAUCAACAACGAAAAUUGCAACAAAUGCAUGCUAUUAGAAGUAUGCCAGAAGGUUUAUCAAAUGAGAAUGAAUUCUCAACGAGUCGUUCCUCUCGAUUAUCCAUCACGAAUGCUGACAGUAGUAGUAAUCUUCAAAAAAAGUCACACUCUUUUACAUUACGGAAACAAGACAACGAAAAUACAGAGUCAAACAUGCAGGAAGGAAUAUCUAGCUCCUCAACUAUUGGGGAACCACUUGCAUCAACUCCUCAAAGAAAAAGAUCAAACAGUUUUCAUGGAGGCACUCCAAGUAAGGAGUCUUCAUCCACAAACGGAGCCAACAAUACAUUUUCAAGAGAUAGUUCACAGCAAGCUAAUGAAGAGAAUAAUAACGAUUCCAAUAUCAUUACACAUCAACAACAAUUAGAGCAAGAACUCGCAAGACUCAAGCAAAAAGAUUUAGCAUUAAGGGAACGAGAGACAAAAAUCAUCCAAUACGAAAAACAAUUGAAUAGUCUUUCUGCGACUCAGAAUCAACAACCUAUUGGUGCUGACGCCCUCUAUUCGUCAUCUCUGACAGGACGAUAUAAAGUCUAUGUGGAAAACAACAAGACCGGAUUCGUAGAAAAUAAGAAGGAAACCACUAAACCUAACUGGUUUGACCGAUUGUUAGAUAGAAUUGUUGGUCAGUCUCCUGAGACAUGUUAUGCUCUCAUUUGUUCUCAGUGUUGCUCUCAUAAUGGUUUGCUCAUGAUUGAGGAUGCAGAAAAUCAUGCCGGAUACAGAUGUUGGAAUUGUGGUUGUUUAAACAUUAGACAAACAUCAACUGUUGACACUAUCAACGAUAAUGCAAGUACCACCACGAGUGUUGUGACUGAAAUGGAUGAAGAUGACAGAGAAGAAAACCACGAUAAGCAAGAAGAAAGCAUAGAAGAAAGAAAAGAGAGUACCUCUGCAGAAGAACACGUCGACCAUGAAGAACAGAUCGAACUUGACCACGAAUAA